AUGGAUUCUUUCUCAGCCGAUAACCGCAGAGACCAUUCAGAAGAGGAACUGGAUAAAGUUGACCAGUCUCCUACUGGUCUCCAUGCUGGACUCCGCCGUAUUCCUGACAAAUUCCCACGUGUCGCACUACUAAUCCUUGUUGUUGAGCUUGGCGAACGGUUCACUUAUUUUGGCCUUAGUGGUCCUAUGCAAAAUUAUAUCAAUAAUCCCUAUGAUCCUGGUUCAGGUCUCCCUGGCGCACUAGGCAGAGGACAAGCAACCGCGUCGGCUCUUGGAAACUUCUUUAAAUUUUGGGCUUAUGCCUCCACCAUAAUUGGCGCGAUUGUUGCAGGUAAUACAUCUUCCCCGGGAUCUUGGAGGAUUGUUGCUAAUAAUCCACUAGAUCAAUAUGUCGGCAAAUUCAAAGCCAUCACAAUCUCUCUGGGAAUUUACAUGGUCGGGUUGACCGUCCUGGUUGCCACUGCAACACCAGCCGGCCUUAAGAGUGAUGCUGGCUUUGGAGGGUUGGUUGCCGCAAUGGUCAUCAUUGGCCUGGGAACAGGUGGAAUCAAGGCCAACGUGACCCCCAUGUGCGCCGAGCAAUACCAAAAUGCAGAGCCGGUUUUGAAGACGCUCAAAUCAGGCGAGCGUGUGGUUAUUGAUCCUGAAUUGACCGUGCAGCGACUUUUCAUGUGGUUCUACUGGGUUGUCAAUGUUGGCGCUCUCUCCCCCUUGAUUACAGUCAAUGUUGAGGCAAAGCACUCUUUCUGGCUUGCAUAUUUGAUUCCAUUGAUUGCAAUUGUUCUCUCGGCUAUCGUCUUCUUGUCCGGCCAGAAGCGAUAUGUUAAGAUUCCUCCCCAGGGGUCUGCUAUUAUAGAUGCAUGCAAGGUCUUGAACAUCGCCCGACAGGAGAAGCAUUUCGAAGACGCAAAGCCAUCAGCUUUAGAGGCAUCAGGCCGUUUAAGCAAGUAUCCCUUUGCGUCUUCGCCGCGCUACACGGAUCAGUACGUCUCAGACGUCCGCCGAGGCUUUAGAAGCUGCAGAAUGUUUAUAUUCUUCCCAUUUUAUUUUGUUUGUUGGGUCCAGAUUUGGAACAAUCUAAUCUCACAAGCUGGACAAAUGGCGUUGCACGGAACGCCGAACGAUCUCCUGCAAAACCUUGACCCGAUCGCCUUGUGUAUCUUUAUCCCACUUCUUGACUUGGGCGUUUAUCCAGUUCUUCGCAAGUUUAAGAUCAACUUCAGCCCAGUCCGUCGAAUCUUCGCCGGUUUCCUUCUUGUCUCGAUCUCCAUGGUCUACUCCAGCGUGCUGCAGCAUUACAUUUAUAUCUCGCCAGAAAAGAGCAUACACGUGUGGAUUCAAGCCCCUGCGUAUAUCUUUGUCGCAUUCUCCGAAGCAUUUGUUAUCGUUACUGGCUUGGAACUUGCCUUCACACAUGCUCCGAAAAACCUGCGAUCCUUUAUCUCCGCACUCUUCUGGCUCAUGAUCGGCAUUGCGGCAGCGAUCUGCAUUGGCCUAAGCCCAGUGUCGCAAGAUCCGUAUAUUCUUUGGAUGUAUGCAUCUCUUGCAAUUGUGGGUUUCGUGGCGGGGUGUCUGUUUUACAUUUGCUUCAGAAAGAGUGACUCCCUUGAUCCAGUUAUCCCGGAACUCGUCGAAGGAGUUCCAGUGGAAGGAAACAGACAACAUGUCACACAAGUUGCUGAUCAUGCCAAACACACCGAAGUAUAG
Molecule: messenger RNA, 1707 nt
Organism: Penicillium samsonianum
Lineage: Eukaryota; Fungi; Ascomycota; Eurotiomycetes; Eurotiales; Aspergillaceae
Product: Major facilitator superfamily domain general substrate transporter
Exons: 7
Coding region: 1-1707 (568 amino acids)
Biological process (GO): transmembrane transport; oligopeptide transport
Cellular component (GO): fungal-type vacuole; plasma membrane
Molecular function (GO): dipeptide transmembrane transporter activity; tripeptide transmembrane transporter activity
Source: RefSeq, a predicted model, not a curated record